Ctenopharyngodon idella (grass carp) is the source of this 1275-nucleotide messenger RNA. It is a transcript of the gene psmf1, whose product is annotated as proteasome inhibitor subunit 1. The record is from RefSeq and is a predicted model, not a curated record. Gene Ontology annotation, molecular function: endopeptidase inhibitor activity; proteasome binding. Gene Ontology annotation, biological process: proteasome-mediated ubiquitin-dependent protein catabolic process. Bases 240 to 1049 code for a protein of 269 amino acids. The transcript has 7 exons. Lineage: Eukaryota; Metazoa; Chordata; Actinopteri; Cypriniformes; Xenocyprididae.
UUUCUCGUCGGACCGCUUCUGCAUGACCAACAAAAUUUGAAGUAAACAUUCAUAAAAUUUACAUUUAAAUAAACCUAUAGUUCUUUCAAAACGCACGUAACAUUAAAAUUCUAACGGAAUAUUACUGUCAGAUCUGCAGCGUUCAUACGCCAUGCAUUCAGGGUGAAGUCGCUCUUUAUUUUUACACAGACCGCUGUUUGUUUUGGUUUCAUUUCUGCUGAAUAUCAGUCUGUUUAAAGAUGGCUGGACUGGAGCUGCUAUUCAACUGCGUAUCAAACUCUAUAACCUGUUCUCAAGAUGCUCUGAUCUGUUUUGUACACUGGGAAAUAGUGAAAAGUGGCUAUAAGUGUCUUGGCAUUGGAGAUGAGCCUAAAGAUGAAGAGAGGAAGUCCGAACUGCUUCCACCCGGCUGGAAUGAAAGCAAAGAGCUGUAUGCACUCAGAUACAGAUCAAAUGAUGACAGGUCAAACCUACUGCUCAAAGCCUUCACAGUGGAUUCAACCCUGAUCUUCAAUUUAAUGGACUCCACGACAGAAAAAGUAACCGAUCUCACAGUUAACGUCAGUGAGUAUGUUGAAGAGGCCAAUCUGCAGACGUAUGAGAGUGUGUUUAAGAACACAGAUGAGUUGGCCGCGAAGCUAAAGUCCUCACUGCUGCCCACUAAAAAAGAGGAGCGUCAAGGAAAGACAGAGAAGAAGAAAGAAAGUGAAAGAACCUCAAACUUAAGGGACCCUCACCGUGAUCCUCUCCUGAUCCCGACCAGAGGCCCUUCAAACAGACAGCCUCCUAACUGGCCUGACCCGAUGGCUCCAUUCGCCGCAGGUGGUGCCGAUCUGGACCCUUUUGGGGGAAGGACAGGAGGAAUGAUCGUCGAUCCAUUACGUGCCGGGUUUCCUCGCUCAGGGUUUGACCCCUCCUCUGGAGUCCUCCCUCCAGGCGCUGUGCCCCCUGGUGCCCGCUUUGACCCCUUCGGUCCGGUUGGGCGACACAGACCCGGGCCAGACCCUGACCACAUGCCCCCACCAGGCUAUGAUGACAUGUUCAUGUAGAAUAAGGAGGACGCACUUAUGCAACAUCCCAUAACUCUCACUGCUCUGCAGUCAUAUGCACUUUGUGUUUGAAUAAACUGUUGUGAAACAGAAUUCCUUAAAAAAUAUAUAGCACAACUCGUUUUCAUUUUGACAAUGACAAAAAAAAAAAAACAUUACUUAUAAUUCCAUGUUCUUUUUGCUACUGACUCAUUCUGCAUUGGUAAAUUAAACUGCUUUUAUUCUG